Messenger RNA from Mizuhopecten yessoensis (Yesso scallop), 1383 nucleotides. Its product is annotated as tumor suppressor candidate 3-like. Gene Ontology annotation, cellular component: oligosaccharyltransferase complex. The record is from RefSeq and is a predicted model, not a curated record. The transcript has 11 exons. The coding region runs from base 19 to 1014 and encodes 331 amino acids. NCBI's taxonomy places the organism in Eukaryota, Metazoa, Mollusca, Bivalvia, Pectinida, Pectinidae.
GUUUACACGUCUAAAAUAAUGGCUGCCGACAUGAAGCAUCUGCUGUUUUCUGUUUCUAUAUUUGCCCUGAUUUGCAUUUGUUCGUCGUCUCUGAAGAAAAAGGAGGUGGACACUGUGGGUGAGAAGGUACAGCAGCUGAGUGACUGGAACAACAAAAAGUCCAUCAUCCGUCUCAAUGGAGAGAAGUUCAAGCAAUAUGUGAAAGCAGCUCCAAAGAAUUAUUCCGUGGUAGUGAUGCUGACAGCCCUACAGGCUCAGAGGCAGUGCUCAGUGUGUAGACAAGCCAAUGAUGAGUUUACUAUCUUGGCCAACUCAUGGCGCUACUCACAACAGUACUCCAACCGUCUCUUCUUCACCAUGGUCGACUAUGAUGAAGGAGCUGAUGUGUUUUCCAGUCUGAAGCUGAACACCGCCCCAGUCUUCAUGCAUUUCCCAGCCAAGGGUAAACCCAAGAAGAGUGAUACCAUGGAUAUCCACAGGGUUGGAUUUGCUGCUGAGCAGAUAGCUAAGUGGGUUGGAGAAAGGACAGACAUCCAGAUCCGAGUGUUCCGUCCCCCCAACUACUCGGGAACCCUUGCCUUGGCCCUGCUCUUGUCUCUGAUUGGUGGACUGCUGUACCUCAAAAGAAACAACCUGGAGUUCCUAUAUAACCGAACGUUUUGGGGGAUCGGGGCCCUAUGUAUCAUCUUUGCGAUGACGUCUGGGCAGAUGUGGAACCACAUCAGGGGCCCUCCUGUCAUGCACAAAAACCCACAAACUGGACAAAUCAACUACAUUCAUGGCAGUAGCCAGGGACAAUUUGUUGCAGAGACCUACAUUGUAUUUUUGUUGAAUGCAGCAGUGGUUGGAGGAUUUGUGAUGCUCAACGAGGCUAACAUGGUCAAGAGCGACUCGGGAAAGAAACGAAUUUUAGCUGUGGUGGGACUUGGCUGUGUGGUGUUUUUCUUUAGUUUACUACUGUCCGUAUUUAGGUCAAAGUACCAGGGAUACCCAUACAGCUUCCUGUUCAAGUAAGAAGAGUGCUUUGUGUUUGAAGAGGACAUCCAAUGUGUGUGUGUGGACGGUACAUCGAAGGAUGAGAUAAUAUACUGUUGCUGACUAUGGUUGAGGGAGACAGGUGUUUUACAGGACCACAAGCUAGACUGUUGUCUUCAGCCUGUGUCCAAGAGCAACAGUUUCAGCAUGGAACCAAAGAAACAUCUGUCACUGGAAAUCCCAGUGGGCAGCCGUUUAGUUAUUAGUCAGAUUGUAAAUUUGUCCACGAACUUUGUUUAUCCAACCAAACAGUGAAGACUUUUUUUUUUAUACAUCACCAAUCGGAUAUAAUUACACUACAAAUAUUCUGUCGAAUAUGAUGGUUAAUACGCCCUGUCUACAGGACAA